AUGCCUCACAAGCACAAGCGCCGCCAGAAUGACGAGACAACCUUCAACCUCCCACCAACAGAGCUCGCCAAACCUCUUCCCGUGCGCGACCCGAAACUGAAGAAAGGCGGGCCAGCAAAGAAUAAGCAGACGCAGCAGAAGAACCAGCAAGAGCAAACGUCGGAGAACACCAAAAAGUCCAAAAAAGCAAAGGGACAGCGCCAAAAUGACUUGGCAGAUGAUACCCCGAAAGCAUUCCGUCGACUCAUGCAGUUCCAAACGACCGGUCAGCGCACGCCGUCCGGGCUAGAUACAGGGAAGAAACAGCAACAACAACAAAAGAAAGACAAUAUUCAGGGUUCCGAAGGAAACAACAAGAAGCGAAAGCGAGAGGAUACCAAAAAUGAAGCCGACAAGAGCAAGACCAAAGACACCGUGUCCGCGCAGGAAAUGCCCAAGAUCCUACCCGGUGAAAAGCUCUCCGAUUUCGCGGCACGGGUAGACCGCACGCUCCCACUGUCUGCUAUGAAAAAAUCAAUCGCGCCCGGAGUUGGCAAGAUGCGCGAGGAUAGACAGACGAGACACGAGAAGCAUUUACGGCGGCUCCAGCAGGGGUGGCGCGAGGAAGACGCGCGGAUCCGGGAGCGUGAGCAGGCCGAGAGAGAAGAACGCGAGUCGGAGAUGGAAGAACAGUUGCGGUUAUGGAAGGAGUGGGAGGCUGAAGCUGGGGCGGGGAAGAAGAAGAAGGCCGCUGCUUCUGCUGCUGGGAAGAAGAGAAAGAAGGGUAAGAAUAACCGCACUGCUGCUGGCGGGGAUGAUGAGAUGGGGGGCCAUGUCAGCGACGAUGAUGACCCGGAUCCAUGGGCGAAGCUGAAGAAACGGGACCGCGAGCGCAAGGCCAAUCCGUUUGACGUUGUGCAGGCGCCGCCGCAGCUUACGAAACCGAGGGAGAUAUUCAAAGUGCGCGGCGGGGCCAAGGUCGAUGUUGCGAAUGUGCCUGCUGCCGUGGGGAGUUUGAGGCGUCGGGAGGAAUUGGCUGGGGAGAGAAGGACUAUUGUCGAGGAGUAUCGGCGACUGAUGGCAGAGAAGCGAGGGUGA
Molecule: messenger RNA, 1077 nt
Organism: Penicillium lagena
Lineage: Eukaryota; Fungi; Ascomycota; Eurotiomycetes; Eurotiales; Aspergillaceae
Exons: 2
Coding region: 1-1077 (358 amino acids)
Source: RefSeq, a predicted model, not a curated record